Messenger RNA from Hypomesus transpacificus, 1990 nucleotides. RefSeq names its product vesicle transport through interaction with t-SNAREs 1B (gene vti1b). Gene Ontology annotation, biological process: intra-Golgi vesicle-mediated transport; regulation of protein localization to plasma membrane; vesicle fusion with Golgi apparatus. Gene Ontology annotation, cellular component: late endosome membrane; SNARE complex; ER to Golgi transport vesicle membrane. The coding region runs from base 128 to 808 and encodes 226 amino acids. Gene Ontology annotation, molecular function: SNAP receptor activity; SNARE binding. The record is from RefSeq and is a predicted model, not a curated record. NCBI's taxonomy places the organism in Eukaryota, Metazoa, Chordata, Actinopteri, Osmeriformes, Osmeridae. The transcript is spliced from 6 exons.
CCUGGAAUAUGCGGAAAGAGUCUCGAGGAUCUUGUUAGGGAUUUAUACACAGCAGCGGAGAGCCUACCUUUCACUCAAGAUAACAGUGUUCUUGUGUUAAUAAAACACUUUAAAUUGAAGACACAACAUGUCUUCGGAAGAAUUUGAAAAGUUACAGGAGAUAUACAAAUCCCUCUACGAUGAGAUGAAACUGAUGCCAGAGAGAGUCCUGAAAAGCAGCGGAGAGGAGAAGAAGCGGUUGGUGCGAAGAUUUGAUGAAAGGUUUGGAGAGGCUGAGGAAGUGCUUCAAGGAAUGGAGCAAGAGUUGGCGGGGGCUCCCUCGACCUACCGCAACGCCAUGACCACCAAGUUACGGCUGUACCGCCGGGACCUGGGGAAGCUGCAGCGCGAGAUGAAGACCCCGGAGUCUGGCUUUGGCGUCCCCGCCCGACCAAAGGAUGGCGGAUACGGCGUCUACUCCUCUCAGAACGAGCACAGCACGCACCUGCAGUCACAGCGGACGUUGUUGCUCCAGGGGACAGAGUAUCUUAACAACGCCACGCAGAGUAUCGAGCGCAGCCAGCGCAUUGCCGCGGAGACGGACCAGAUCGGCACGGACAUCAUCGAGGAGCUGGGCGAGCAGAGAGAGCAGCUGGAUCGCACCAGAGACAGGCUGGUGCACACUGGAGAAAACCUGAGCCGCAGCCGCAAAAUCCUACGGGCCAUGUCUCGACGGCUGAUGACCAACAAGCUCCUGCUCUCCGUCAUCAUCCUCAUGGAGCUGGCCAUCCUGGGAGCUGUGGUCUACCUGAAGUUCUUCAGAAAGUAGUGCAGGGUCAAGUCAGAAGGCUCCCGCUCUGCCUCUCAUCUCCAUGUCCUCAUCUCGUCCUCACAGGACCUCCUCAAAGACUAGAGGGUUCAUCUCUAAGGGGGUUUAUCCUUGCACGUACACUUCAUCGUCUCCCUUAAUAUUUCCCUGAACCAAACUCCACUUAGGUCUUACGUUCUACCUGCCGUUCAUGAGGACUCAACAUUUUCAUGUCAAGGGAGACCAACAAGAGUAUAAGAAGAGGGAUCAUCUGGGUUCCAAACUCAGGUCUCAACAUCCAGAUUCCUAACUGGGUUCUCAACAUCUGGGUUCCAAGCUGGGUUCUCUCAAGUUGAGCUCAUCCUGUUUCCUAGCCAAUGAGAUCCUGACCCACAACGCCCAACCCAAAGCCCUGGAGAAGGAGAUACCUGCUUGGUUUUGCACUGUGACUGUGAACUGACUCAAGUUGCCAAACCCCUUCCUGUCACAUGCCCUGUGAGGAUGACUGAGGGUGUUCAGAGACCACAGGAAGUGACACAGCAGAAUUUGUGUGUCCCAGAUCCGAGUACUGGUCCUUACCUGUAAGUCCACGAUUCUUUCACCAGAAAACAGAGGGGGGGGGGUGCCGGACAGGGCUGAUCAUCGCUAUGGGUGUGUGAAAUUAUGAGUUCUGAAUUCCAAACACACCAAUGUGAGUAAUGAUGAACUCUGAAUUCCAAACACACUCAUAGUGGCGGUAAAAAUGAAUGUGUUGCUCCCUUUGACAAACAUGCUGGGCCUGUUUCUGAAGAGCCUGUGACGUAAAGGAAAAAAAGACGGUGAAAUAAAUAUAGGAUUUUCUUUUAAUUGAAUGUUGUGGUUGUUACCUCCUCCAUCACAUCCGUCCUCCAUGCCCAGUCUUCAAGGUUAGGGGGAUGGUGAGAGCUGUAACUCCUAACUACUGUAGCAGCACUGGGACCUGAAUACUGCCAGUCUGCCACCACUGAGAGGUACAGCUUGUUCAGGAAACUGAUACUGGGAAUGGUUACAAACGCAUUAUUUGCAAUAGUAAGUGAAUGUCUUUUUAUGAAUGCUGUCCCUUAUCAUAUGUCACACCAUAUCAUAUAUGAUUUCGAAAACAUGGACAAAGUUGUGAUUGAUAAAAAUGUGUUUCUAUUUUCAUAACGCUGUGAAUUUCUGUAUUAAAGCGAAGUCGUAACAUGA